Alosa alosa (allis shad) is the source of this 1811-nucleotide messenger RNA. Its product is annotated as natterin-4-like. Bases 103 to 1251 code for a protein of 382 amino acids. The record is from RefSeq and is a predicted model, not a curated record. NCBI's taxonomy places the organism in Eukaryota, Metazoa, Chordata, Actinopteri, Clupeiformes, Clupeidae. The transcript is spliced from 3 exons.
AUUAUCAAAAGUGAGGUGGAUAAAAGGACCAAAGGUCUUCAAAGACCAACAUUGGUUGAAACGUUGUGCAAUAAAUUCAUUCGGGAGCAGCAGCAACAGUGUAUGCAGUGCUCUGUGCUUCUCCUUUUUGUUGGGCUGUUGCUGGAUUACACCGCAGGUUCACCAGAGUCCAGUGACUUUCUCCAGACGACACUCACCGAAGUGGAACAUGCCGUGGCGUCAGCGAAAGCUUACCUGGAGAGAAUGUUUUCCAUCCGCCCCGUUCCCACCCGACCCACCUACGGAGACAACAUACACCUGAAGUGGGUGAGGUGGUCCGGCAGUCUGCCCAGGUGGGUCGUGAGUGUUUUCAAUCACCGUGACAACCGCACAGACUACAUCUGUGCGCCGAUGCGGCGUUGCGAGUACGUGGCCGGUUACUACAACCCUUCCCUUGGCCCGCGCUGCUUUACUCCUUGCGACAAAAGUGACCCCAGCGUCGGAAACGAGUUUGACCUGCUGGUGAACGACCACCAGCUGGAGUUGCUGGAGUGGGUCACGGUGGAGUACUUUAGUUACGGAGAAGCCCCGUCCAACGCCGUGCGCGUGAGCCUGAACUCGAAGAAAGACGGCUACAUCUUCCGAGAUGAGGACGGUAUUGGCAGCUACAUAGUGUUUGCUCCAAGGAGGCGUACGAGGCGCGCUCCCGAAGGUUUCAUAGAAAUGCUUCAUGUGAACCAGGGCAGGUACACGGAGCAUCUAUUUGAUGUUGAGUACGACAUGGAGCAGAUGAAGAUCCUCUCAGCAAAGAGGCUGCAGAUCUCCAAAACUACAAUUGCAAACAAAGGUGACUCUCUUAGGGACCAGCAGGUGGUGCUGACAGGGGAGACACAGCUCCAUGGCACCUGGGAGACCAUCUCCUCCAAACGCCUCGUCAUCUCCACCUCCAUUACGGCUCACAUUCCCCACCUCAACUCCAGCUUCUUGUCCACUAACAGCACACCCAGAAGCAUCAUGGGUGACUCUGUGAGUGAGACGGUCUCUCACUCUGUGUCUGGAACUGUCCCCUUGCCGCCCUUCCCACCUACCUGUCAGGUGUGGAUGAGGGGGAUGCUGUACUCAGUCAGUGUCCCCUUCAACGCCACUCUGGAGAAGACCUAUGAGAGCGGAGCUGUGCACAUGGCCACUGUGCCUGGCAUCUACAUGGGCACCCAGGUGGGCAGCGUGGACAUGGUGGUCGACUCCUGUGUCAUUGAUGAUCAUUUGAUAUGAUGAUAUGCCAGUCUCUUAGAGCCGUCUCUGUGUGUGUGUGUGUCUGAGAGUGUUUGUAUGACAGAGAGUGUGGGUGUAUGUGUGAGAGAUAGUGGGUGUAUGAAAGUGUGAACACAACCAUUUCCAAAUAAAAAGUUAAUAUUAAAACAAAAAAACUGAAUGUAUACAGAUAAUAAUCUCUGUUUUGUUAUUAGAAUUUCAUGUGAUUGCAAACAUUAUUUGACCAUGGAGACCUAAGAUUUGUUAAAAAAAAGGCUCAAUUUGUAAACAAAAUACUGAAAUGUGCUUCAGUUAGUAGUACUGCAUUCAUGGAAAUAGCUCAAAUAAUUAUUCUGUCUGUGUAGUUUUAACCCUUUCAUGCCACAUAACCUCAUAUGGGCAGUAUCGAUAGAUGCAUUGCAAUGUUGCAACUGUAUUUACAAUUUUGUAUUCCAAACAUCAUCAAUCCAAGAUGGCUGACAAGCUAUGUACAAAACGCUUCAGGUAUAUUUGUGAAAAGCUUUUAUUCUAGUAGGCCAAUUUAGAUUAAAAACAUAUUAACAUACAAAAACAUAUCAACA